GGCUGGUAUGGCUGCUGGGCAGGGUAGAAGGGGCAGAAAUAGAUGUAUCUCAGGGUAGAGGUGGCAGGCUCUGGCUCUUGGGGUUAUCAGUAUUCGACUUUAGGGAGCAGCAAACUGAGCAGUAAACUAUAUCAGUCAGUAGAUUGGGCUGGGCAAGAAGAUAGACUUCAGGCAGCAGAGAGUGAGCUGAAGUGAACUCCUAUAGAUAGACAAGACUGUGAAAGAGAAUUUGACUAGCUGUCAAGGUGUCAAAAGAAAAUAUAUUGUUGCUGGAGACCUGACCUGAGAGCUGAGGUGACAUGGGAGUGUACAAUGAACAAGGGUAAUUCUAGUAAUUCUUGGAGUUGUGUGGUGUAUGUGUGCAUUUUUAUGUUUGUAAUGAAUGAAUGACUGUCACUGUUAAGCAUCUCUGAAUCUUAAUGUGGAUGUUUUCUAAUCAGAGUGUCUUCUGCAUAAGAGAGAAGGCACAGUGGUGAAUGAGAAAACAUGCGGUGAUGGCUGUUGCGGUAGUUAAAGUAUCACUGGUAAGACGGUGCAGUUUAUAGUGUCCAAGAAAAUGCCACAGUACGGAGACGUUUUCCUGUUUCUCGGGAUGCACUUUUGAAAGCUGAGAAAUGUUAUGCUUGAUAAAAAUGAAGUGUGAUGAGUACAGUAUAUUGGUAUGUACAGGGUGUGCAUAUUUGACCUAUUGGUGACAGCUUAUAAAGUCUGUAAUGAAUCUGAAAUGAGUAAAUAUCAGGUAAUUUGAAGAUGGUAAACAUAAAUUAUUACUAACCAUUACAUGACCUUUCAUUCUGCUCCUGUGUGUGUGUGGUGUGUGUGGUGUGUCAGGGAGGCCCUUGGAGAACCAGACACACAGGAGGUCAUGAUGCACAAAGACAGACGAGGGGGGGUCGGUGGUCGCCAUGGCAUCCCGAGCUCCAUGUCCCUGCGCAGACAACACUCCAAACUCCCCCCUAGAGAGGUGUUCAACGACAUCAUGUACAUAGGUCAGUAACUCCCCCUCAAAGAUGUGCUCACCUAUGUUCAACUUAUGUGGUCAGUUACUCUGCAGACUGCCAUAGUGUAGGUUAUAUGUACCAUACGUUAAGGAAAAUACGUUAACCAUAUAUUAAGGAAAAUGCCACUGCGUAACUCCAAAGGAAAAGUUGGAUGCCAAAUGUUAUAUACAGGUAUGUUUGUGUCUAUGGCACGUCAUGACAAUUUAGAUAAACGUGAAAUCCUGUAGAGAGAAAAAAAGCAAAAUUGGAAAAGCGGCAUGUGAACUAGAUCUUACUAAAUGUAGAAUAUAGGUGCUCUUUGGUUUAAGGGGUAAUUUGAUUUUUUUUUUAAGGCACCAAGUUACUCUUCAUACAAUUAAAAUGAAUUUAUUGUGGUAGCAUGUUCAAUGUAAAAAAAUCUUCAAAACUCUGAUGCAUUGUAAAAACUUGAUAUGUUCUUGCAAUACCAUUGCUAUGCAGUUUGACACUUGGUAGAUAUGUUCCUGGGGGAUGGCUGAAAUAUAUUGAAUUCAAUAAAUGUAAAGAAAGAACAAACUGCACCAUAUCUCUCAACACAUUUCUGAACUUUAGUCUGCAAUACUUUUUGGGGUAAGCACUGCAAAUUAAACAGCUUUAUCUUUGUGCUUAGUGCGGGGCCUCACUGGAUAUGUUCACUUGACAUGGAGGAAUGACACACUGUGUACCUCUGCUUUACAGUGACACGUCAUACAGUGGUCAGGCAGCUGAGCUGGAAGAUAGGACCAGGGCAUUAAGUGCUAAGUGUUCAGGCCUGAGAGUGAGAGGGUGACACAUCCAUAAAUUCUCCCUACCCUUAGGCAUUAAGGACUGGUAUUUUUGGAGAGGACAGAUCAUAUUAAUUGUCUGAAUAAGGAACUGCCGCUUAUGGGUGUGAAUGAUGAACUAAAAAAAACUCUGCAGUGUUUUUGAGAAUGCAACGAUUUUUAAUUAGUGCUUUAGAUAUCCUAGGUAAAACGGUUAGGUAGUAGUAAGUGAGUGAGCCUUAGUUGUGAGUAGUCCUCUUAAUAGUGGUAUUGAAUAUUGACAAAAUGAUAUACAGUACUCGUUAUAAUUAAUCUCAAAGAAACAGAGGAGCAAUCAUAUGGAAAUUACGAAGUCAUUACAAUUCUAAUUAUGAGUCUCAAUAGUACCAGUUAAAUAUAGGCCUGUCAAUAAAGUAACAAACUCCUUAACUGGUUUGACUCACAAAUGCAUCUCUCCUUGUAUCUCCUGUCAGUGGGCGGCUGGACCCAAGAGGACCCCUCCUGCCCAGUGGAACAGUUCUGCCCCCUGGAGAAUGAGUGGAAGAACAUGGCCUCCAUGAUCAAUCACCGUGGUAACGUGGCCGUGUGCGGCCUGUAUGGGAAGAUCUACACAGUGGGCGGGUCCGAUGGCGUCACCUACAAAAGCAAUGUGGAGAGGUAAAGGCGUUUCAAGAUGGCUGCCCGAGUAGCCAUUUGAUUAGCUGUUCAGGAGUCUUAUGGCUUGGGGGUAGAAGCUGUUAAGAAGCCUUUUGGACCUAGACUUGGCGCUCCAGUACCGCUUGCCAUGCGGUAGCAGAGAGAACAGUCUAUGACUAGGGUGGUUGGAGUCUUUGACCAUUUUUAGGGCCUUCCUCUGACACCACCUGGUAUAGAGGUCCUGGAUGGCAGGAAGCUUGGCCCCAGUGAUGUACUGGGCUGUACGCACUACCCUCUGUAGUGCCUUGCGGUCAGAGGCCGAGCAGUUUGACAUACCAGGCAGUGAUGCAACCAGUCAGGAUGCUCUCGAUGGUGCAGCUGUAGAUCUUUUUGAGGAUCUGAGGACCCAUGCCAAAUCUUUUCAGUCUCCUGAGGGGGAAUAGGCUUUGUUGUGCCCUCUUCACGACUGUCUUGCUGUGUUUUGACCAUGAUAGUUUGUUAGUGAUGUGGACACCAAGGAACUUGAAGCUCUCAACCUGUUCCACUACAGCCCCGUUGAUGAGAAUGGGAGCGUGCUCGGUCUACUUCUUUUUCCUGUAGUCCACAAUCAUCUCCUUUGUCUUGAUCACGUUGAGGGAGAGGUUGUUAUCCUGGCACCACACGGCCAGGUCUCUGACCUCCUCCCUAUAGGCUGUCUCAUCGUUGUCGGUGAUCAGGCCUACCACUGUUGUGUCGUCAGCAAACUUAAUGAUGGUGUUGGAAACGUGCCUGGCCAUGCAGUCAUGGGUGAACAGGGAGUACAGGUGGGGACUGAGCACGCACCCCUGAGGGGCCCCCGUGUUGAGGAUCAGCGUGGCAGACGUGUUGUUACCUACCCUUACCACCUGGGGGUGGCCCGUCAGGAAGUCCAGGAUCCAGUUGCAGAGGGAGGUGUUUAGUCCCAGGGUCCUUAGCUUAGUGAUGAGCUUUGAGGGCACUGUGGUGGUGAACGCUGAGCUGUAGUAAGUGUUCCUUUUGUCCAGGUGGGAAAAGGCAGUGUGGAGUGCAAUUGAGAUUCUAUCAUCUGUGGAUCUGUUGGGGCAGAAUGCAAAUUGGAGUGGGUCUAGGGUUUCUGGGAUAAUGUUGUUGAUGUGAGCCAUGACCAGCCUUUCAAAGCACAGUGCUAUGGGUCGGUAGUCAUUUAGGCAGGUUACCUUAGUGUUCUUGGGCACAGGGACUAUGGUGGUCUGCUUGAAACAUGUUGGUAUUACAGACUUAGACAGGGAUAGGUUGAAAAUGUCAGUGAAGACACAUGCCAGUUGGUCAGCGCAUGCUUGGAGUACACGUCCUGGUAAUCCGUCUGGCCCUGCGGCCUUGUGAAUGUUGACCUGUUUAAAGGUCUUACUCACAUUGGCUACGGAGAGCGUGAUCACACAGUCGUCUGGAACAGCUGAUGCUCUCACGCAUGCUUUAGUGUUGCUUGCCUUGAAGCAAGCAUAGAAGUAAUUUAUCUCGUCUGGUAGGCUCAUGUCACUGGGCAGCUCACAGCUGUGCUUCCCUUUGUAGUCUGUAAUAGUUUGCAAGCCCUGCCACAUCUGACGAGCGUUGGAGCCGGUGAAGUACAAUUAAAUCUUAGUCCUGUAUUGACGCUUUGCCUGUUUGAUGGUUUGUCGGAGGGCAUAGCGGGAUCUCUUAUAAGCGUCCCGGUUAGAGUCCCGCUCCUUGAAAGCGGCAGCUCUACCCUUGAGCUCAGUGCGGAUGUUGCCUGUAAUCCAUGGCUUCUGGUUGGGGUAUGUACGUACGGUCACUGUGGGGACGACGUCAUUGAUGCACUUAUUGAUGAAACCAGUGACUGAUGUGGUGUACUCCUCAAUGCCAUCGGAAGAAUCCCGGAACAUAUUCCAGUCUGUGCUAGCAAAACAGUCCUGUAGUUCAGCAUCUGCAUCAUCUGACCACUUCCUUAUUAACCGAGUCACUGGUGCUUCCUGCUUUAGUUUUUGAUUGUGGGCAGGAAUCAGGGGAUAGAGUUAUGGUCAGAUUUGCCAAAUGGAGGGCGAGGGAGAGCUUUGUACGUGUCUCAGUGUGUGGAGUAAAUGUGGUUGAGAGUUUUUUUCCCUCUGGUUGCACAUUUAACAUGCUGGUAGAAAUGAGGUAAGACGGAUUUAAGUUUCCCUGCAUUAAAGUCCCCGGCCACUAGGAGCGCCACCUCUGGAUGAGCGUUUUCCUGUUUGCUUAUGGCCUUAUACAGCUCAUUGAGAGUGGUCUUAGUGCCAGCAUCGGUUUGUGGUGGUAAAUAGACAGCUAUGAAAAAUAUAGAUUAAAACUCAUUUGGUAAAUCAUUUGGUCUACAGCUUAUCAUGAGAUACUCUACCGAGCAAAACCUUGAGACUUCUUUAAUAUUAGAUUUCGUGCACCAGCUGUUGUUUACAAAUAUACACAGACCGCCACCCCUGUUCUAUCUUGCCGAUGCAGUUUAUAUCCCGCCAGCUGUAUGCUAUCCAUGUCGUCGUUCAGCCACGGUGAAACGGUGAAACGGUGAAACAUAAGAUAUUACCGUUUUUAAUGUCCCGAUGGUAGGAUAUCUGUGAUGUUAGUUAGUCUAUUUUGUUAUCCAAUGAUUGUACGUUGGCUAAUAUGACUGAUGGCAGAGGCAGAUUACACACUCACCCUCGGAUCCUUACAAGGCACCCCGACCUACAUCCCCGAUAUCUCCGUCUCUUUCUCAUGCGAAUGACAGGGAUUUGGGCCUUGUCGGGUGUCUGAAGAAAAUCCUUUGCGUCCGACUCGUUAAAGAAAAAAAAAAUUGUCCAGUACGAGGUGAGUAAUCGCUGUCCUGAUAUCCAGAAGCUCUUUUCGGUCAUAAGAGACGGUGACAGAAACAUUAUGUACAAAAUAAGUUACAAAUAACGUGAAAAAAACAGACACAAUAGCACAAUUGGUUAGGAGCCCGUAAAACAGCAGCCGUCUCCUCCGGCGCCAAUUCUGCAGACCAGUACUCCCCCUCUCUGCUCCACAAUCUUCCACCUCCUGGAAACUAGAGACAAUCCCUUGCGGGUAGUGUUCCCUCAUCCUUUUCUUAUCGGUCUGGACGAUUACUCCCAUAUGUCUGCUUGACGGCAGAGCAGAGAAAGCAGACAGCAGCAGAGAGCAGUAGAGAGUAGCAUUCAAGCCCUGGGCUCUGGCUCUCAGGGAUCUCAUCAUUUGAUUAGUCCUCAUGCUGGGUUUCCCAUUAUUAUUGUUAUUAUGUUUUUUUGUCAUUUAGCAGACACUCUUAUCCAGAGCGAUUUACAGUAGUGAGUGCAUACAUUUUUUUACUUUUUAACUGCCCUGCAGGAGGGAGAAGAUGUGUCUCUGCGGGCAAUCUGUGCUACUUCCGAACAAUUAACUAAUACACUAAACACAAUGUUUGAUUUCCAACUCAGGGUUUACUUUUGCAGUAGAGCUAUAAUUUACGACAGAUCAUUGACAGUUUAUUUUGCUCCUCAUACCUAAGUCAGUGUCUUGGGGAUUUCUCUUAACUAUCUCUAAACAGCACACUCCUCAGAGCGACGUUUCAGUCUUUUUGUAUCACAUUGAUCGAGAUGGUGAUAACUAAUUAUUAACAGCAUUAUCAUCCAUCAUUCCCUUUGCUAACCCAGUUCACCAGACAGGUCUUUACCAGCUUUAUCUAAAACAUGAGGCUAAACCCCCCCCCCCCCCCCCCCCCUCUUCUCUCUCUCUCCCUUCCCUCCCUCUGCAGGUACGACCCACAAACUAAUACCUGGAGUAACGACGUGGCCCCCCUGAGCAGCCCCCGCAGCGGAGUGUGUCUGGUGGAGAUGGACGGAUACCUGUACGCCCUCGGAGGGUACGACGGCAUGGUCUGCACCAACACUGUUGAGAGGUAACGCCAUAUUAUCAUGAGUUGUUGCACGAUGGUUGCAAGAUAGACAAAUAAUAACAAAGGCCAGGGCCAUGUCUAAGUAUUCUUUAGAUACUUCCUUUCUGUGAAUUACCUGAAUACUGUAGAUGACAGAAAGAUAACAAGGUUUGACCUGUUGACCUUUGACAGGCUUUUUGAUCAGACAUCUAAUGACGGACAUAGGAAAGGGAGAAUUGAACGAUGUAUUUAGACAUAGUUUCAGUAUCUCUGUCUCACUAAUGCUCAUAGGAAUCUUAGUUUUGUUCUGUAAAUAUAAUGUUUGUAUAUUCUUCGUAUUCCACCAGGUAUAAUCCCAAAAUGAACAGCUGGACGAAGCAGGCUCCGAUGCUGAGCCGGCGUAGUGGGGCAGCUGCUGCUGUGAUGGAUGGUCUCCUGUAUGUGAUUGGAGGCAGCGAUGGAGACGUACCCAUGAACACAGGUAUAAAUAAAACAAUAAGCUAACAGAUAGGCAUACCCUACUCAAUGUACAACAUUAGGACUAGGGUUGCAAAAGUCUGGCAACUUUUCCUAAAUUACCAGGUUUUCCAGAAAACCAGACUGGAAGAUUCCUGGAAUCAGGAGGGAAUAAGCAAGAAAUGUGGGAUCCAUCAACCAGGAAUUCUGGAAAACCUGCAACCCUAAUUAGGACAGACUGUAUGGUUGACCUGUGUCUGCGCUUCAGGGCUCUUUCGACGUCUGAUCUCUGGACGCAUCACAGGAAGGGCCCAAAGUGUCACGAUCGUCUACCAAAGAGGAGGACCAAGGCGCAGCGUUGCAGGCAAACAUACUCUUUAAUUAGAGACACGAUCAAAACAACAAACGAUACGUGACAGUUCACGGUCUAACAUAACCAGACUUGAAACAAGAUCCCACCAACACAAAUGGGAAACAGACAGUUUAAAUAUGGCUCCCAAUCAGAGACAACCAACGACAGCUGACACUCGUUGCCUCUGAUUGGGAGCCACUCAGGCCAACAUAGAAAUACACAUACUAGAUAAACAAAUGAAAUGCACACCCUGGCUCAACAUACAAGUGUCCCCAGAGCCAGGGCGUGACAGUAUCCCCCCCCCUAAAGGCGCGGACUCCGACCGCGCCCACCAAACACCACAGGGGAGGGACCGGGUGGGCACUCCGCUUAGGCGGCGGAUCCGGCUCCGGGCCUGAUCCCCGCUCCCUCUCCAACCCCCCAAAGUACCCCUGGUCCGGUCUGGCCCCGCUGGCCGGAGCUGGACUGCACACUGGUGGAGCGGAUUGCUCUAGCUCCGGCGUGAAGCAUCUGACCGGUGCCGGACCAGCCACCGGUGGAACAGGCACGGGCCGUGCCGGACUGAAGACGCACACCACUGGCUUGGUGUGGGGAGCAGGAGCGGGCCGCGCCGGGCUGACGAAACGCACCACUGACUUGGUGCGGGGAGCAGGAGCGGGCCGGACCGGGCUGACGAAGCGCACCACUGACUUGGUGCGAGUGGCAGGAACAGGCCGGACCGUACUGGGAACACACACCACUGGCCCUACGUGGGGAUCAGGAACAGGCCGGACCGGACUGGCAACACAUGCCAGUACCUCUCGCCGUGCCUCUACAUCCUCCCUCCCCCUGGUGACCAGUGACUCCCGUAACCUGGCGGCCUCCUGCUGCCCCGUCGUCCACGCCGUUAGCCCCCCCCUAAAAAAUUUAUGGGCUUCACUCCUACCCGUGGCCAAGGCCUCCAUCCCUCUUGCCAGACUCGCACUCAUCUCCUCCCAAGUCCAUCCUCUCUCCUCGUCACGCUGCUUGAUCCAGUCGAGGUGGGAUCUUCUGUCGUGAUCGUCUACCAAAGAGGAGGACCAAGGCGCAGCGUUGCAGGCAAACAUACUCUUUAAUUAGAGACACGAUCAAAACAACAAACGAUACGUGACAGUUCACGGUCUAACAUAACCAGACUUGAAACAAGAUCCCACCAACACAAAUGGGAAACGGACAGUUUAAAUAUGGCUCCCAAUCAGAGACAACCAACGACAGCUGACACUCGUUGCCUCUGAUUGGGAGCCACUCAGGCCAACAUAGAAAUACACAUACUAGAUAAACAAAUGAAAUGCACACCCUGGCUCAACAUACAAGUGUCCCCAGAGCCAGGGCGUGACACAAAGUUUUUCUUGGUGAGGUCACGUGGUCAGAAAAAACUCCUGGUUCUACUUACAGUAUAAGGCCUCUACAUUUUAAGGUUGUAGAUGUUUGUUUGCAUGUGUUGCUGUCCAGAGGAACGCAUUUACUUUAACACCACUCUUCAAAAUGUAGCAGAGUUUUGGUCAUGCAUAACAAUGUGACAUUUUAUCUGGUACCAACACACACACGCUUCCAUUCACGCACACGCACACACACACCCAGUACACACACGCACACACACAGACAGACCGUACACACACACACACACACAGUACACACAUAUACACACACACACAUACUUGGGCCCUCUGAGUCUGCCAGAGAUACACGUGGGAGGGUUAUGUUGUGUUGCCACUUGUCUGCGCUUAUUUCUGUCUGUGAAAAUUCCCAUAAGCUUUUCAGCUUUCAUAAAACCCAGACACUAGGGGUUUUGCUAGAAAGAACACACAGCUAGCACAUUUGGUUCCUUGGAAGUUUUUGGAACGUAUGUUUUUGGAUUCACAUUGGUUGUGGGAACUAAGCCAUGCGUUUCCUGACCGGUAAAACUGAAUGUUUUUUAAACGUUCUGAAAACAUAAGUGACAUUUUCGCCUGUUCUGGGAACUUUCAUUUUUAGGUUGUAGGGAGGUUCUGAGAACAUUUUACUCUGGUUCCCUGAAAGUUUUCCUGGGAGGUUUUAUUAACGCUUUGAGAACAAAAAAUAAUAGGUUAUUUGCAGGUAAUUAAAUUCUCUAAAUGUUGUGAAAGUUUUGUUAUGGUUAUUAUUAUUAUUAUUAUUAUUAUUAUUAUUAUUAAUCAUUUACUUGGCCUGCCAGGUGACAUCACCAUGUGAUAAAUUAGUUAAUAGACCAAUAAGAAAGAGAGUUCCAGGGCCUCCCGAGUGACGCAGAGGUCUAACGCGUCACUACAGCCUGGGGUUUGAUCCCAUAGUCCCAUAGGGCGGCGCCCAAUUGGCCCAGCAUCAUCCGGGUUAGGGGAGGGUUUGGCUGAGGGGGCUUUACUUGGCUCAUCGCGCUCUAGCGACUCCUUGUGGAGGGACGGUUGCCUGCAGGCUGAUUUCGGACUUCAGUUGAACAGUGUUUCCUCCGACGCAUUGGUGCAGAUGGUUUCCGGGUUAAGCGAGCGGGUGUUAAGAAGCACGGCUUGGCAGGUCAUGUUUCGGAGGACGCAUGACUCGACCUUUGCCUCUCCCGAGCGCGUUGGGGAGUUGCAGCGAUGAGACAAGAUCAUAAUCACAAAAUUGGGGAGAAAAAAGGGGUAUAAAUUACAACGGGGAAAAAAGAAAGUGAGUUCCAAACUUCUCUGCCAAUAACAGCUACUCAGACAGUUGUUUGUGAAAUUGUUCUUUGCUAAGAAGCUAUUUUUGUUUAUUUUUGACAAUUUUUUAUUGAAAACAGUCACAGUAAGGUACCUAAUUGUUACUCAGAAAUGAUUUGAUAUUGAGAUAAAAACGUCUGCAUUGGACCUUUAACACUAAGAAUGAAAUGUAAAGGUUAUUUGGAGGUUUUUGAAUAAAUUCCUUAAAACUUUCACUGAAUGUUUCAAUAAAACUUUAAUAGCACAGCUAGUUUAUUUUGGGUUAAAUGUUUUGAAUUCCAAGCACAGAUUCAGUAGGACACGUGGAAAUACAUUUGCUUUGGCAUUAAUCAUGCAAACAGUAUUUUUCAUUGUGACACAGCAUCAGUGAGAUUCAAACCUGUUCUCUAUCUCUGAAAUUAGUCCACUAAGCCAGGGUUUCCCAAAGCCAUUUAGUGGGCGCCGCCAACACACCUGAACACACUUAACAAGAUAGAGGAUAAAGAGUUUUGUUGACGCUGAGAACGGAAUGAAUAUGUUUUUAAAUAACAUUCUGAACAUUUUCUGAACGUUAUUAAAGUUUUCUUGUGGUUUUCAUGGAAAGUUUUCUUCAUGUUCUGAGAACGGAAUUUAGAAAUAAUUCAUGUUAAUAUGUAGAACUGACAUAAAAGAGAACCAUACAUUUUAUGAACAUUCUGAGAACAUUGCUUAAGUCAAACAUUUUGAACCGUGUGGAGAUACAGAAUGUAAUUGAUAUAGCCACAUGGCUUCUCUUUGGAGUCAUUUGUUGUCAUAGUCACCUCUAUGUGGUGGAUGAACUUUUUCGAUCCUGACGCAACGCAAUUCAUUAAAAUAAUGAUUUUGUUCUACAAAGUGUCUCGCUAUUGGCGAGGUGAUAUCUCGACGUCUAAUAGUGGAUUUAUGCUCUCCAAGACGAACUUUCAAGGCGCGGGAUGUUUUUCCAAUAUAAAUCAUAUUACAAGAACACUUUAACAUAUAACUCCUUUAGUAGUGCAAGCUAUACAUGACUUUAUCUCAUAGGUCCUAGAAGUCUGAGGGCAUACUAAGUUAGAACAUUUCCUUAUGGUGAUACAAGAAGUACAAGAUCUACAGGGGACGCAUCUUUUUAUGAAUGCCUCUUUUCUCUGUCUGAACACAUCACAUUUAACCAAUAUGUUUGAUAGAUUUCUUGAUCGUUUGUUGGUGAAUAAAGGGGGAUUCUGGAAGGCAGAAUUUAAAGAAAAGUCAGAUGAUAAUAUGUGCCCAUGUUUAUUGGCAAUAGACUUGAUGCCAUUAAGGCUAUCAUUGAAAGUAAGUACAGUAUAUAGUUUACAGAAACUGUUUCUUCUGUUUUUGUUGAGAUGUAUUAAGUAACUAGCUUCUGUGAGAGAAUUUGAUUGUCUAUCAUAUUCUUCUUCUGUGUCAAAGAUGCUAUGCAGUCUACGAAGUUGGCUUACUGGUAAAACUCUUUUUAGGUGGUCUGCUAAAUGACAGGAUUGUGUCAUGGCACUAAUCUGAGGAAGGGUACAAAAACAUUUCUGCAGCAUUGAAGCUCCCCAAGAACACUGUGGCCUCCAUCAUUCUUAAAUGGAAGAAGUUUGGCCGCCCGGCCAAACUGAGCAAUCGGGGGAGAAGGGCCUUGGUCAGGGAGGUGACCAAGAACCCGAUGGUCACUCUGACAGAGAUCCAGAGUUCCUCUGUGAAGAUGGGAGAACCUUCCAGAAGGACAACCAUCUCUGCAGCACUCCACCAAUCAGUCCUUUAUGGUAGAGUGGCCAGACGGAAGCCACUCCUCAGUAAAAGGCACAUUACAGCCCGCUUGGAGUUUGCCAAAAGGCACCUAAAUGAUUCUCAGACCAUGAGAAACAAGAUUCUCUGGUCUGAUGAAACCAAGAUUGAACUCUUUGGCCUGAAUGCCAAGCGUCACAUCUGGAGGAAACCUGGCACCAUCCCUACGGUGAAGCAUGGUAGUGGCAGCAUCAUGCUGUGGGGAUGUUUUUCAGCGGCAAGGACUGGGAGACUAGUCAGGAUCAAGGGAAAGAUGAACGGAGCAAAGUACAGAGAGAUCCUUGAUGAAAACCUGCUCCAGAGAGCUCAGGACCUCAGACUGGGGCGAAGGUUCACCUUCCAAAAGGACAACGACCCUAAGCACACAGCCAAGACAAUGCAGGAGUGGCUUCGGGACAAGUCUUUGAAUGUCCAUGAGUGGCCAGAGCCCGGACUUAAACCUGAUCAAACAUCUCUGGAGAGACCUGAAAAUAGCUGUGCAGCGACCCUCCACGUCCAACCUGUCAGAGCUUGAGAGGAUCUGCAGAGAAGAAUGGGAGAAACUCCCCAAAUACAGGUGUGCCAAGCUUGUAGCGUCAUACCCAAGAAGACUUGAGGCUGUAAUCGCUGCCAAAAGUGUUUCAACAAAGUACUGAGUAAAGGGUCUGAAUACUUAUGUAAAUGUGAUAUUUCAUUUUUUAUGAAUUUGCAAAGAUUUCUAAAACCCUGUUUUUGCUUUGUUAGUAUGGGAUAUUGUGUGUGUAGAUUGAUGAGGAUAAAAUACAAACAAUUUAAUCAAUUUUAGAAUAAGGCUGUAAUGUAACAAAAGUGUGCAAAGCUGUGAUAAAGGCAAAGGGUGGCUAUUUGAAGAAUAUCAAAUAUAAAAUAUAUUUUGAUUUGUUUAACACUUAUUUUGUUACUACAUGAUUCCAUAUGUGUUAUUUCAUAGUUUUGAUGUCUUCACUAUUAUUCUACAAUGUAGAAAAUAGUAAAAAAUAAAGAAAAACCCUUGACUGAGUAGGUGUGUCCAAACCUUUGACUGGUACUGUACAUGUUGCUAUUACAAAUCACAACUUGUGUGGAAUGUUCUGCGGAAGUACUGAAAUUCCCACAGAAGAACGUUGUUUCUUAAUGUUCUCGGAACAAUCUGAGAACAUGACUUUAAAUAGAACCUGUAGGAAACAUUACGCUGAAGUACUGAAAUUCCCAAAGAACAACGUUGUUUCUUAACAUUCUUGGCACUAUUUGAGAAUAUUAACAAUGUCAAACCAGAUGGAGAACGUUCCUAGAACAUUAACAAAAAUGGAAUUAAAUGUAACCAUGUUUGAACUUUUUGGAAACAUUCUGUUAAUGUAAUGAAAUACCAAGAAAAAUGUUUUUCUUUGCAAAGUUCCUUAAAUGUGCUGAGAAUGUUCCAAAGCCAAGCAACUAUCCUGUACCAUUCUCAGAAAGUUGUGGGAAGGUUGUAUGCAAAAUAACCAUAGGACAACCACGCUCUCACCAAGCUCUAAGAAACAUAUGGUUCUCAGAACGUUAUGUGCCAGCUGGGCAGGAAUCUGACAACACAGGUUACAGUAACUGCAGAAGAACCAGUAAGAAUCCAAUAACCUGUUUAAUUCUAUUUCAGUGAGAUUUAGCCCACUAUAACAACAGUAAUUGAAUUGUGCUGUUGUGGCAAUAUCAUUGGUGCUGUCUCUGUAUUUCCCCCUAAAUGACCUCAUCCAUGACCAAGUGUCUGCCCUGUGUCUGUUUCAAGGUCUGUGUGUUUUUCGUGGCCUGUAUCUGUUUUUGACCUGUACAUGUCUGUGUUCUGUGAUCCCCAGUGGAGCGUUUUAAUCCCUUGGAUGGGACGUGGUAUGUGUGCCCCCCCAUGCUGACCGCUAGAGAGAACGCCGGCUGCUGUGUGUACCUGGGACGUCUGUUUGUGACCGGAGGCCGGGAUGACCUCAACCUGGAGCUCAGCACUGCAGAGAAGUUUGAUCCAGACGCUCUGAGAUGGACCCCCGUCAAACACAUGAGGUGCAAGAGGAACAAUGUAAGUGAUUGGUCACACAAAUCCUUUUUGGCUACCCUCUUGGUCAUUGGACGACUUCCCACAUCAACAUCAACAGUUCCCAGAUCUCCCAAGAUGCCCAUUACUGUCUCUUAGCACACAGCCUUUCUAAGAGCCAAUAAUUACACCCUUGUCAGAUCUGGUUACUGUUAAUGUUGAUGUCUGUAAGUGGGAAAUGGACUUAUUGUUUAUGAUGAUAUCAUCUUGCUGAAUCAACCUUUCACAUUAGCUCUUGUGGCUCACUGGUGCUCCUUUCCGGUCUGUCCUUUUCAGAUGUCCCUGAUGGUGUUCAACGGGUCAUUGUUGGCUGUAGGAGGCUUUGAUGGCAUUACCAAUCUGAAAACAAUAGAAGUCUACAACCACGAGUCAAACACAUGGAGGUAUGUACUGUAAUAAGGGGAGUGGGCACAAUCAGUUGUAUUUAGUCAAUCAAGGAAUAUGCUUUACAUUGUGGGAAGAGAAAGACCAGUAACUACUAUAGUUGUGCACUGGAGCUGCUUUUAAGACUGUUCUAUUUGCAUACUCUCUGCGGCUAAGGCUCAUCAUCAGCCAAGUUCUUAUGAAAGAGGAGACUCUUAUACAGAGCCUUGCAAAAGUAUUCAUCCCCCUUGGCAUUUUUCCUAUUUUUUUACAUUACAACCUGUAAUUUAAAUGAAUUUUAUUUUGGAUUUUAUGUAAUGGACAUACACAAAAUAGUCCAAAUUGGUGAAGUAAAAUUUAAAAAAUAACUUGUUUCAAAAAACUCUAAAAAAUAAAUAACGGAAAAGUGGUGCGUGCAUAUGUAUUCACCCCCUUUGCUAUGAAGCCCCUAAAUAAGAUCUGGUGCAACCAAUUACCUUCAGAAGUCACAUAAUUUGUUGAAGAAAGUCCACCUGUGUGCAAUCUAAGUGUCACAUGAUCUGUCACAUGAUCUUAGUAUAUAUACACCUGUUUUGAAAGGCCCCAGAGUCUGCAACACCACUAAGCAAGGGGCACCACCAAGCAUGUGGCACCAUGAAGACCAAGGAGCUUUCCAAACAGGUCAGGGACAAAGUUGUGGAGAAGUACAGAUCAGGUUUGGGUUCUAAAAAAAUAUUCAAAACUUUGAACAUCCCACGGAGCACCAUUAAAUCCAUUAUUAAAAAAUGGAAAGAAUAUGGCACCACAACAAACCUGCCAAGAGAGGGCCGCCCACCAAAACUGGCAAGGAAGGCAUUAAUCAGAGAGGCAACAAAGAGACCAAAGAUAACCCUGAAGGAGCUGCAAAGCUCCACAGCGGAGAUUGGAGUAUCUGCCCAUAGGACCACUUUAAGCCAUACACUCCACAGAGCUGGGCUUUAUGGAAGAGUGGCCAAAAAAAUAUAUAAGCAAACACGUUUGGUGUUCGCCAAAAGGCAUGUGGGAGACUCCCCAAACAUAUGGAAGAAGGUACUCUGGUCAGAUGAGACUAAAAUUGAGCUUUUAAGCCAUCAAGGAAAACGCUAUGUCUGGCGCAAACCCAACACCUCUCAUCACCCUGAGAACACCAUCCCCACAGUGAAGCAUGGUGGUGGCAGCAUCAUGCUGUGGGAUGUUUUUCAUCAGCAGGGACUGGGACACUGGUCAGGAGGAAUGAUGGAUGGCGCUAAAUAUAGGGAAAUUCUUGAGGGAAACCUGUUUUAGUAUUUUAGUCAUAGCAGGACAAGGACCCUAAGCAUACUGCUAAAGCAACACUCGAGUGGUUUAAGGGGAAACAUUUAAAUGUCUUGGAAUGGCCUAGUCAAAGCCCAGACCUCAAUCUAAUUGAGAAUCUGUGGUAUGACUUUAAGAUUGCUGUACACCAGCGGAACCCAUCCAACUUGAAGGAGCUGGAGCAGUUUUGCCUUGAAGAAUAGGCAUAAAUCCCAGUGGCUAGACGUGCCAAGCUUAUAGAGACAUACCCCAAGAGACUUGCAGCUGUAAUUGCUGCAAAAGGUGGCUCUAAAAAGUAUUGACUUUGGGGUGGGGGGUGAAUAGAUAUGCAUGCUCAAGUUUUCUGUUUUUUUGUCUAUUUCUUGUUUGUUUCACCAAAAAAAUUAUUUUGCAUCUUCAAAGUGGUAGGCAUGUUGUGUAAGUCAAAUGAUACAACCCCAGCCCCCCCCCCCCCCCCCCCCCCACCCCCAAAUCCAUUUUAAUUCCAGGUUGUAAGGCAACAAAAUAGGAAAAAUGCCAAGGGGGGUGAAUACUUUCGCAAGCCACUGUACAUAUUUUAUGCAGUUAGACUCUGAGUAUAUUUCUUUGGUUAUGUUUUUCAGAUAAUAAUGUAAGUUCUUCUCCCUGCUUUGUUUGCAGACACUUUGGGAGCAUGAAGACUAAACAUCCGGGAGGCCAUGUUGCCAUUUUGACCACAAAACAUGGUUACAGCCUGUAACUGGAGAUAACGUUGAUGGACAAUAACUUAUGGAUUUAUAAUAUGUAUUAUGAUAUUAUUUAUGAUUUAUAAAGUGUAUGUCCAAGUAGGAAUCAUAACCACAAAUAUGAUAUAUAAAAUUAUAUGACUAUGUAACAUAGGACAAUACAGCGGAAGCUGUAUGGAAUUUCUGCAACAGCAACUGUUAGACUCCUGUAAAUAGUGUUAUGCUUCUUCAACAGAGAUAGUUUAUUGAUAAGUGUAUGAUGAAGGAAAAGACAGGGUCAAGAAAGGUUGAGGUGUUUUCCCAGAAGGCUGAGAAUAGGAACGUUGAAGGAUGGUUGAGAAAAGGUAAUUUAGGAAAGGUAUGGCUGUGUCCCAAACGGCACCUUACCCAGCUAGCACAUUUGGUUCCUUGGAAGUUGUGGGAAUGUAUGAUUUUGGUUUUACAUUGAUUGUGAGAACGAAGCCAUACGUUUCCUGACCGGUAAAACUGAAAGCUUUUUAAAAGUUAUGAGAACAGAAGUAAAAAUGUCGCCUGUUCUGGGAACGUUUAUCUUUUAGGGGAGGUUCUGACUUUGAAUGUUUUCCUGGGAGGUUUUAUUAAUGCUCUGAGAACAGAAAUUAUAGGUUAUUUGGAGGUUUUUGAAUAACUUCCUUAAAACUUUUA
This is a messenger RNA of Coregonus sp. 'balchen', 16553 nucleotides long. Lineage: Eukaryota; Metazoa; Chordata; Actinopteri; Salmoniformes; Salmonidae. The record is from the annotation of a GenBank genome assembly.